Molecule: messenger RNA, 4097 nt
Organism: Oryzias melastigma (Indian medaka)
Lineage: Eukaryota; Metazoa; Chordata; Actinopteri; Beloniformes; Adrianichthyidae
Product: myosin-2 heavy chain-like
Exons: 1
Coding region: 285-3419 (1044 amino acids)
Biological process (GO): regulation of DNA-templated transcription
Molecular function (GO): sequence-specific DNA binding
Source: RefSeq, a predicted model, not a curated record
UAAUCACACAGUGACGUCAUUACACAGUGACAUCAUCACACAGUGACAUCAUCACACAGUGACAUCACAAUGUCAUGGGUGAUGACAUCAUUUGACAUCAGUAGGACGUGUGUGUCGCUGACAUUUUAGCCUGAAUGAUGUCGUCUGACAUCAUUAAAUCGUCUUAAUUUUUUCCUAUCCAGCAUCUUCCAGCAGAUCCGAGUUAGUCUUCACAGACACCCAGCAAGACGAGCACAAGAACACAAGCGCCACACAUUCCUGGAACAACAAAAAAUUUUCCCAGAAUGUCACACGUUGAAGAAUUUCAAGAGGUGGAUGUUUCCACUGAAGAACUGAAACAAAUCACAGAGAGGCUUAUGGAGCAAAACGACGCUUUGAACAAACAUGUUGAGAACAUUUGCAAGAAAUUGCAAAAAAGGAAAGACUUGGAUGCUUCAUACAAAGACCUGAAAAAAUCACGGAAAGCUGCUAUCAAGGAAAACAAAAGACUGGUGAAGCAGGUGGAGAGUCUAAGAGUGGACGUCGAAAAGCAGACCCACGUGGAACAAAUGUGUGAAGAGGAGAGGAUAAAAACCUCUCAGGUCUCUGAAAGUAACCAGGAGCUGAGGACAGUAAAUGAAGCACUUCAGUCCAAACUUCAGCAACUGAAAGAAAUGAAAAAAGACAUUUCUGGCCUCAAGUCUGAACAAAAGAUUCUGGAACAAGAGAAGCGAGCUCUGCAAUCUCAACAGAAGAAACUCCAGAAAAAGAUUGACCGCAAAGCACACCUGGAACCGGAUUUGAAAAAAGAAUUUGAUGACUUCCAGGCUUUGACACAACAAACUGAGGAACUAAGGCAAAGCCUUCAGGAGUUGAAAAACCAAAAUGAGGAACAGAAGAGGAUGGAAGAGAACUAUCCUUCAAUGACACAAGAACGGUUACAACUCACAGAUCUGAAGGCUCAACUGGAAAUAGAGAUUUCUGAUCAGAGACAGCAGAAGGAGGAAACACGUCAGCUGAUUGUUCGACGUGAGGAGGAAAAAAGACAACUGGAAUUGCUUCAAGAACAAACAAACGUUCUCACAGCAGAAAGAAACGCUCUGACAGAAGAACUGAAACACCGAGAAGCUCUGGAGUCUGAAUGUAACGAGAAACAAGCAGAAACCAAGAACUUGGUGAUACAAUUUUCCAACCUUGAACUCAAUGUUGCGGAGCUGAAGAGAAUUAUUUCAGCGUUUGACGAGGUAGAAGAAAAACUCAAGGUUGCAAAAGAGGAAAAUUUGAAGAAAAAGAAUCAAAUAGACCUUUACUGCAAAGAAAUCCAAGACCUGAAGGUUCAGAUACAAGCUCCACAACAUGAAGUCGCUGCUCUAGAGACAGAAAUCAAAGAUCUCCAGAAGGAAAAUAAGGAACUGGAAGAGGUUCAAGCUGAAUAUCAGAGAAUCUCUGAAGAAAAGUCCAAACUGGAAGAUAAGAAGAAGCAGCUUCAGGAGGAGGUUUCUCAUCUGAAACAGCAGCAAGAGGACGUUUGUAAACUGGCUGGUCAAUAUAACAAGGUACUAGACAAACUAGGACCCCUUCGAGAGGAAACUAAGGACCUCAAAGACCAAAAAGAAAUGCUGACUGAUCUUCUGAAACAGCGGCAACUUCUGGAGACUGACUAUGAGGAGAUAAAAGCAGAAACUGACCACGUGGCAGAAGAAAACUUCAACCUUCAUGUUGAAGUUGAUGAUCUGCAGAAGAAGAUUUCAAAUUUGAAACGUACGGAGGACAGUGUGGUAAAAGCAAAGGAGACAAAUUUGAAAGCAAAGAAAGAACAGGAGGUUCUCCAGAAGCUAAUCCAAGACCUGCAGGUUCAGAUACAAGCUCCCCAACAUGAAGUCGCUGCUCUAGAGACAGAAAUCAAAGAUCUCCAGAAGGAAAAUAAGGAACUGGAAGAGGUUCAAGCUGAAUAUCAGAGAAUCUCUGAAGAAAAGUCCAAACUGGAAGAUAAGAAGAAGCAGCUUCAGGAGGAGGUUUCUCAUCUGAAACAGCAGCAAGAGGACGUUUGUAAACUGGCUGGUCAAUAUAACAAGGUACUAGACAAACUAGGACCCCUUCGAGAGGAAACUAAGGACCUCAAAGACCAAAAAGAAAUGCUGACUGAUCUUCUGAAACAGCGGCAACUUCUGGAGACUGACUAUGAGGAGAUAAAAGCAGAAACUGACCACGUGGCAGAAGAAAACUUCAACCUUCAUGUUGAAGUUGAUGAUCUGCAGAAGAAGAUUUCAAAUUUGAAACGUACGGAGGACAGAGUGGUAAAAGCAAAGGAGACACAUUUGAAAGCAAAGAAAGAACAGGAGGUUCUCCAGAAGCUAAUUCAAGACCUGCAGGUUCAGAUACAAGCUCCCCAAAAGGAAGUCGCUGCUCUAGAGACAGAAAUCAAAGAUCUCCAGAAGGAAAAUAAGGAACUAGAAGAGGUUCAAGCUGAAUAUCAGAGAAUCUCUGAAGAAAAGUCCAAACUGGAAGAUAAGAAGAAGCAGCUUCAGGAGGAGGUUUCUCAUCUGAAACAGCAGCAAGAGGACGUUUGUAAACUGGCUGGUCAAUAUAACAACGUACUAGACAAACUAGGACCCCUUCGAGAGGAAACUAAGGACCUCAAAGACCAAAAAGAAAUGCUGACUGAUCUUCUGAAACAGCGGCAACUUCUGGAGACUGACUAUGAGGAGAUAAAAGCAGAAACUGACCACGUGGCAGAAGAAAACUUCAACCUUCAUGUUGAAGUUGAUGAUCUGCAGAAGAAGAUUUCAAAUUUGAAACGUACGGAGGACAGAGUGGUAAAAGCAAAGGAGACACAUUUGAAAGCAAAGAAAGAACAGGAGGUUCUCCAGAAGCUAAUUCAAGACCUGCAGGUUCAGAUACAAGCUCCCCAAAAGGAAGUCGCUGCUCUAGAGACAGAAAUCAAAGAUCUCCAGAAGGAAAAUAAGGAACUAGAAGAGGUUCAAGCUGAAUAUCAGAGAAUCUCUGAAGAAAAGUCCAAACUGGAAGAUAAGAAGAAGCAGCUUCAGGAGGAGGUUUCUCAUCUGAAACAGCAGCAAGAGGACGUUUGUAAACUGGCAGGUCAAUAUAACAACGUACUAGACAAACUAGGACCCCUUCGAGAGGAAACUAAGGACCUCAAAGACAAAAAAGAAAUGCUGACUGAUCUUCUAAAACAGCGGCAACUUCUGGAGACUGACUAUGAGGAGAUAAAAGCAGAAAUUGACCACGUGGCAGAAGAAAACUUCAACCUUCAUGUUGAAGUUGAUGAUCUGCAGAAGAAGCUGCAUGCCUUGGAUGAUGUGAACGACAGAGUUUUAAAAGCGAAGGAGGAAAAUUUGAAUGAAAAACAUGAACAUGACCUUCUCCAAAAGGAACUCGAAGACCUGCAGGUUGAGCUGACAGGAAGAAGAGACGAAUGAAAACGAGAGGGACAGAUUUGACCUGGAAGACCUGAAAAGCAAACUGGAAAUGAAGGUUUCAGAUUUGAACCUGAACCAGAACAAAGAUCCAGGGUUUUCCUCCAACGUGCAAACUAAUGUUUAGAAAAGGGGCAAAUGGGUAAUUGGAGGGUGGGGCGGAUUUUACAGCAUUAGCUUUACUUAAAAAUGUUAUUGAGUUGUUUUAGUUGUUAGUUGUUGUUUUAUGUUUUUAUUAGUUUUUAUCAAAUGUUAUCUUUGGUAGUAGUUGUUGCUAUCUUGCCUUUAGUUUUAGUCAUGUUUAUUGUAUUAGAACUUGAGUAGGAAGGGAAAAAAAACAGUAAACAGAUGGUUGGUGGGAUAUGGAAAUUCUUCUUAUUUUUUUAAUUUUAUUUUAAUUAACCUGUUUUGGCUUUGUGAUUCCUGUGCUAUCCCGGGAUAUAAGGAACAUGUGUGUAAGUGUUAGUGUAUGUGGGGGUGUGGAGGGUUAUGGCGUAACCCCCAUGAAGUCUCCUCUUCCCUAACAAGAAACUUCACUGGUUAGGGAGGAGACCUCAGGGGGGUAUGCGACUCUUAAAUGCCCCGCCGCCGCCACAGACACACGCAAACCCAUCCCAUCUCCCAGUGUAGCACAAGAGCAAAUUUGUCUAAAUCAGAUCUGAUGUAAAAAAAAAAAAAAAA